Diaporthe batatas is the source of this 375-nucleotide messenger RNA. RefSeq lists its product as uncharacterized. The record is from RefSeq and is a predicted model, not a curated record. The coding region runs from base 1 to 375 and encodes 124 amino acids. Gene Ontology annotation, molecular function: monooxygenase activity; heme binding; iron ion binding. Lineage: Eukaryota; Fungi; Ascomycota; Sordariomycetes; Diaporthales; Diaporthaceae. The transcript has 2 exons.
AUGACGCGCAGCUGCUUCAGGCUCGGCGGGGACAUUAUCUGCCAGCUGGCUUUUGGGUACCCUCUGAACACGCAGACCGAGCCGACCAAUCGGCCUUUCUUGGGGGCGAUGGAAGCUAUCAACUCGCGGUGGCUUGGUAAGAAGCGUGUCGCGGAUUUUCGCAAAUCGGUGUUCACGAUGAUCCACACUCGAACCGCCAUGGAGAAGGAUGCUAAGCAUGAUCUCUACGCCAUCGCUCUCAGCGAUAAGGGUACAGGCAGAGGCGACUCGUCCGACGACGGCGUUCAUGGAAGCGAGCUAUGGGCCGAGGCUACAUUCUUCAUCAAUGCAGGUGAGAGCCAUUCAAUCACUCUUGUCCUUACUCCUAGGAACUGA